AUGAAGGGAGCAGUCUACACCCUCGCAGCUUUGCUUGCGAACCACGCGGUCGCACUUCCGCAAGCUGCUUCUCCGAAUCAGUGCAUCACCAGGACGAGGACGCAACUAGGCAUUGACACCUCGGUGACCAAUUAUGAGGAGUUCAUUUCAUCCCUGGAUGCGCGUUACUCUACCCCAGACGUUUCCUUCACCGGAACCGAAACCGUCAUCGUCCACACCUCCGUCCUGACCUACCCCGGUGGCAGCUUCACGGGAUACUACACGUAUGACGCGAACGCCCUGCGCUCGGCGGGAUACAACAUCAUCACUGUCACCGAGCCCUACGUGACCUGCCCGCCAACGACGACACCCACUCUGCCGCCAUCUCCCACUGCCUCUCUGUGCAGCCCGCACGGGGAUCACUGGCACUGCGAGCCCUACCCUUCAACAACCGGCACAGCGCCUCCGACCGAGUCCACAACCGGAACCUGCGAACCGCACGGAGACCACUGGCAUUGCCCGUCCGGCGUUCCCGAGCCUACCACACCCCCGCUCACCGAGACCGAGACGGCCACGGCCACUGCUACGGGGGUGUGUGAGCCCCAUGGUGACCACUGGCACUGUCCCUCGGGAGUUCUGGAGCCGACUACACCGCCGCCUCCCGCCGAGACUAGCACCGGGGGUCUUUCUGGCGGGGGACAUGGAGGAGAGUGUGAGCCGCAUGGCGACCAUUGGCAUUGCCCGUCUGGAGUUCCGGAGCCGACUACGCCCCCGCCGAUGACACUCACGUCUGGCGCUACUACUGCUACUGCUACUGGGUCUCGUAGUACGGGUGCAACGACUAGGAGCGGUUCGGCGACGGCUCCUGUGGUUACGGCUGGUGCGGAUGGGACACGGCCCGUGCAUUAUGGGGUACUGGGGUUGGCGUUGUUGCUGUUUGUUGUUGGGCUGGUGUAA
Canariomyces notabilis is the source of this 936-nucleotide messenger RNA. RefSeq lists its product as uncharacterized. The record is from RefSeq and is a predicted model, not a curated record. Lineage: Eukaryota; Fungi; Ascomycota; Sordariomycetes; Sordariales; Chaetomiaceae. Bases 1 to 936 code for a protein of 311 amino acids. The transcript has 2 exons.